Suillus fuscotomentosus is the source of this 904-nucleotide messenger RNA. RefSeq names its product WD40-repeat-containing domain protein. The transcript is spliced from 2 exons. The annotation marks the transcript as partial. Gene Ontology annotation, biological process: negative regulation of transcription by RNA polymerase II. The record is from RefSeq and is a predicted model, not a curated record. Gene Ontology annotation, molecular function: protein binding. Gene Ontology annotation, cellular component: transcription repressor complex; nucleus. NCBI's taxonomy places the organism in Eukaryota, Fungi, Basidiomycota, Agaricomycetes, Boletales, Suillaceae.
GAUGGGACUCGCAUCGUGUCUGGCUUGACCGAUAACACUAUCCGGCUGUGGGAUCUAGUAUCAAGGCAGCCAGUCGGUGAGCCCUUGUGGGGGCACACCGAUGUAGUUACCUCAGUCUCAUUCUCGCGGGAUGGGACUCGCAUCACCUCCUGUUCGUGGGAUGGAACUGUCCGGGUGUGGUAUGCAGCGAUUGGGAAGUCAUUGCAGGACCAUGCCGAAGAAGACUGUUCGCCGUCAUCCUCACACAGCAGCUGCAUCCCGCAUCCAACACCGGCCGUCCCCACACCCAACACUGCAAACGAUUACUUCAUUUCCUACUCAUCCGACCCAAUUCAUGCACUGCGCAACACUGCUGAGCUACUCGCGGGCAUUUCCUAUGACGACCACACAUUUGUACUAGGAAAAGAUGGAUGGGCGAUGGGACCGAAUCGUCUUCUCUUAUUCUGGGUACCACCCGCCUCUCGAAAACCUUUCUAUAAUCCUCGGACUGCAUUAGUGAUGCCCAGAGGUGGUGUUGAGCUUGACUUGAGUUGCAUGGCACAUGGGACACGCUGGCAGCACUGCCGCAAGAACUCUUAACUGCAACGGUCUCGUUCCUGUAAAUUGAUUUGUGGAGAUAUUUGUCGAGUACGAUAUGGAGUGUACAGUCAAUUCGUUGUCUAUUAUAUACGUAGUAUUGCAUUCAAGUUUGGGGUAGUUUGAGCGAACGACGUGACAGAUUUUUGGGAGCAUCAUGUAGCUAUCUUCGGGGGACGAAUGAAGUUGUCUGAGAUGCAGUCGAGCGAAAUCAAUAGACAAGAGCGUGUUCAACUUAGAAGGCGCCUCCCUAUGUGAACUGAAGAAACUGAUGAUUGCGGCGGCGGCGGUUGAAGUAGCUGGAGUCGUCUGGCUUCGAUUGCCCUCA